AUGUCUGGCAAUAAAUCCAAUUACGUUCCGAAAUAUCUUUGGGACUUCACAGAGUGGUCACAAUGCGAUGCAAAAUGUGGAGGAGGAACUAUGAUCUCAGAGGCAUCUUGUAUCGAGCAGCAGAACGGAAUGGUUUCAGCGAGCUUUUGUGAAAAAUUACCUAAGCCAGAACCAAAGACAAGAUAUACAUUUUUCCAUCCAACAAAGAAUCCUGGUAUUACGUACACCUGGUAUAAGAUGUCUGGCAAUAAAUCCAAUUACGUUCCGAAAUAUCUUUGGGACUUCACAGAGUGGUCACAAUGCGAUGCAAAAUGUGGAGGAGGAACUAUGAUCUCAGAGGCAUCUUGUAUCGAGCAGCAGAACGGAAUGGUUUCAGCGAGCUUUUGUGAAAAAUUACCUAAGCCAGAACCAAAGACAAGAGUAUGUAAUGAGGAUCCAUGUCCCGCAAAAUGGAGAGUAAGUCAGUGGAGUCGGUGUAACGCAUGUGAUGGUAAAAAGGGUACGAAACAUCGGAAAGUCCAGUGCGUAAAACCUGCGGCACGUCCUGGUGGUGAGGAUGUCCAAACGGAUUUCAAAGGAUGCAAGGGACGUGUUCCGAAGCAGAAGAAAGACUGUGUUGGUGACAGACCUUGUAAAACAAUGUGCCCAAAGAGGGAGCGAAAGUCGCAUACACUUGACGCCGAUAACAAGGCAAAUGAUGAUAAAUUCGUUGAUAUGGGGCUUUUGAAGUACCUUGAGAGAGGUGGGAAUUUAGGAACCGACGAUUCGGAAAGAUUUGUGGACGAUGAGAACGUCGAGGGUGACCUCAAGAAUUUUCUGCAUGAAUUAGUUCAAGACGACAAACAGAAACGGAUAUGUGAUGAGAAUGAGAAUCUCGUCAGACCAAUAGAUGAGAAUAUCGAAUCCAGGAAAUUCGGUACACCAAAGCCUGGUUCAAUUAUACAGGACCAUAAUCCUCCAGAAACAGCUGUACUUUAUGAAGUGCCGGUGAAAAAGCAAUCUCUGAAAUCUAAUUUAUCAGACGCUGCUUUCCGUGAGAUUGGCGACUCAGUGCCUCUCGAGCUUGAGACAAAUCGUCAGAAGGUGUACAAAGGUGAACAGGCGGUUAAACUCAUAUACGAAAUGGCUAACGGCAAUGUGACGGGGAAUUUCGAGAAUUCUAGGAAUAGUAAUGAAAAUGGUGAUAGUAAUUACACAGAUGCUGAGUAA
Molecule: messenger RNA, 1209 nt
Organism: Diachasma alloeum
Lineage: Eukaryota; Metazoa; Arthropoda; Insecta; Hymenoptera; Braconidae
Exons: 3
Coding region: 1-1209 (402 amino acids)
Biological process (GO): extracellular matrix organization
Cellular component (GO): extracellular matrix
Molecular function (GO): metalloendopeptidase activity
Source: RefSeq, a predicted model, not a curated record